AUGGCAGAUCCCAGCAAGUAUACCGUGGGCUGGAUCUGCGCCCUUCGGGUCGAAGCCGUCGCGGCGCAAGCACUCCUUGAAGAAAAGCACGGCCGUCCUGCGUUCGUGCAACCCCACGACUCGAAUUCUUACCUCCUCGGGUCGAUCGCUGGCCACAACGUCGUCAUUGCGACCCUCCCCGACGGCGAGUAUGGUACUGCCGCCGCGGCAUGGGCAGCUAGCCAGAUGCUCAACAGCUUCCCAAACAUCCGCAUGGGAUUCAUGAUCGGUGUUGGUGGUGGAGCGCCAAGUGCAAAGAAUGAUAUUCGGCUUGGGGAUAUUGUGGUCGGUGUCCCACGAGACGGGGAGAAUGGGGUAUUCGAGUAUGAUUUCGGAGCGAUGGUGCAGGGAGAGAGAUUCCAAGUGACGAGAUCGCUGAAUCAAGCGCCGACGAUUCUCCGAAGCGGAGUUGCUGCCCUUCGCAGGGAGUACACGGUGAAGCGUCAUCGCAUCCAAGACGAAGUGGAUGCUGCGCUUGAACGGUAUCCGGAUCUGAGGGAUGAGUUUCAGCGGCCUCCUCCAGGCACCGACCGACUCUUCAAAUCCACAAUCAUCUACGACGCAAACACUCAAUUUCAUGAAAGAUGCCUUGUGCAGCGAGAGGAGCGCCCGGCGCACACAGAAAGCCCGAGAAUCUGGUACGGAACCAUCGCAUCGGCCAACCAGGUCAUGAAUGAUGCCACUAUCCGGGAUGCACUCAGCGCGGAAAAAAAUGUCUUGUGCUUUGAGAUGUUGGCCGCUGGGGUGGUCAACCAUUUCCCAUGCCUCGUGAUUCGGGGGAUUUGUGACUAUUCUGAUUCGCAUGGCAAUGAGACGUGGCAGGGUUACGCGGCUCUGGUGGCAGCUGUGUACGCGAAGAGAAUGCUGGAGAUGAUUGCUCCAACAAUAGAUGAGGUUGUGCGAGCCAUUCAGGAAAAGGCAAAGGGGGAGCUCGGGAAAUUGAGUCAAGCGAGUAGCAGAGAAUAG
Molecule: messenger RNA, 1005 nt
Organism: Aspergillus calidoustus
Lineage: Eukaryota; Fungi; Ascomycota; Eurotiomycetes; Eurotiales; Aspergillaceae
Source: the annotation of a GenBank genome assembly